AUGGCUCACCCUGAAGAGAAAGGCAGCUCUGCCUGGUACAAGGUGCCAGUUUGGGAUGGGAAUCCCAGUGGCUUCCGCGCCUUCAAGCGGGAGAUGGAGUGGUGGAUGGCGAGCAUGGAUGCCUCUAGCUGCACAAAAUAUAAUGUGGCUGCUCGUUGGACCUUACGCCAGACAGGCGUCGUUCGUGCUCGUUGCGAGGAAUUCUCCCCUUCCGAGUUGGAAGGCGCUGCCGAGGUCAGAGGGGAAGACCCCACGACAGGAGAGGAGAUUGUGUUGGAACCUGCUGAUCCAUGGAAAGGCAUUCGUAAGUUGAUGUCAGCCCUUGAGGAGUCCAUGGGUCGUACAUUGUUGGACAGAAAAGGUGAGUUGAGGAAACAGUUUUAUACUGACCUUCGACGCAACCCUGGUGAGCGCAUCAGUUCUUUCUGUUCACGGUUCCGCACGCUCAACUCUGAAAUGAAGCGUGAAGGAAUCACGUUGCCGUCGGAUGAACUUGGAUGGUUCCUGAGGAAUCGGAUGGGGUUGGACGCCAUCCGGGUUCAGCUUCUCGACACCGCGCUUCGCGGUCGGGAGGCCUAUGAGGAAGUGGAGGCCGAUGCGCUUCGUUUAAUUCGUGACUUGCAUAGCGAGGACCCGUUGCACAAGAAAAGCAUUGUUGACAGGUCACCACUCCUUGGCCGUUUUCUUGGACAGUCGCAGUCCGGGGCCUCCUCAUACCGGACCUCACUGCCUUCAAGUGCCAGUUCCUCAUUCGGUACCAAGUCAUACAAGACUUCCUUUUCAGGUGGUUCACAGAAGAGCUUCAAGCCCAUGCCAAAGGGUGCACCUCGUUCAGCGUUGGUUGCAGAAGCUCCUAUAGAGGCUGAGCCGGAACUCGAAGAAGAGGAGGAAUUGGUUCCUGAUGUUGAGGAAUCAGGCAUGUCUUUGGAGCAAGUUCUACAGUGCGAAGCGGAAGUUUUGGCCGCUGAGCUUGAAGAGUUGGAACAAGAAGGUGUUGCUCCAGAGUUUAUUGAGGGCCUUGAGACGGGUGUUGAGCAGGCUGCUGAAUCCCUCGUUACAAUGAGGGAAGCUCGAAGCAAGAUAGCAGAACUUCGAAAAGAUCGUGGAUAUGGAAAAGCCACUGCCGCUGGACAGCCUUCAGGUGCGAAGCCAAAGAUGACUGGCAAUCAGGUCAACGGCAAGAAGUCGCGCUCGAGUUGCUGGGAUUGUGGCCAGACUGGUCACUGGGCCGGUGACCAUGGCUGCCCUAGUCUAGGGGCAGGACUUUUCAAGCCAAAAGGCGGCAAGCCUGCAAAGCAUGUCAGAGUCACAGAGGCCUUGGCGACAGAGUUCGAUACAGAGGCUGAACCGGCUCACGAGGAUGCUCAUGAGGUUGGCAGUUUGGGCCUUUUGUUGGGUCGGGAUUGGUUGGAUAGCAUUGGUUGUGUUUUGAGCUUUGCAAAGAAGAUCAUGAGAGCUGACCAUUUGUCUGGCAACCACAUCAAGCUGCACCAGUUGACCGCAGGACACUUUGCCUUCCGCCUCAUUCCGAGCUGCUGGCCUACACCAGGUCUGCCUGCUCUCAAGGCAGAUCUUCUGAAGUUGGCGGCUCUUGUGGAGAUCACCCCUCCGGAGAAGACAAUAGUCGAAGAUUUGAAGAAGCUGGUGAGAUCGCCCAAAGCCUUCCGUCGCCCCAAGCACGCCGCUGACAGUGGCCCCAUCUACGCCACCAACUCUGGCUUCCACAGCAAGUUGCACUUCGUGAAGUGGCCCGGCUUGCAAUGGUUCGCCUCCACUUUUUCCAGAGGCAUUCGGUGUGCUGAGCUCAGCAGGUUGGCGUCCAGCAUGGAAAAGAUUAGUGCAGACGUGUGGCAUGAUGCCAUCAGAGAUUGCGUGGAGUCACCGCUUCACGAUGCUCGCAGGGAUCCUCAAGCUUCCCGCGACACCUUUACCAAUAGCUGCACCUCCCACACCUUCCAGACCUUCGAGUGCACCAGCUCUACCACCGGCAAAGAAUGGCUUGGUGUCGAAGUUUGCCAAAGCAAUGCCAAGGUCUCUGAGAGCGAAGCCGUGCGAAGCGACUUCGCUGCUCUCCACACAUGGAUCCCGUGGACCCUUUCAAGUGCCAUCCGGGUGAAGUGGAAACAAAUCCCAGAGCAUGAGAAGGCAGAUUAG
Durusdinium trenchii is the source of this 2154-nucleotide messenger RNA. The record is from the annotation of a GenBank genome assembly. Lineage: Eukaryota; Dinophyceae; Suessiales; Symbiodiniaceae.